UGUUAUGAAUAUAGACUCAAACAAUUAUAAAUUCCAGUAGUUAUUAGUAUUUAUAGUUUUAAUUAUUGUUGAUUAUUGAACUAGAAUGGAAGGUACAUUGAGCAAAUGGACAAAUGUUGUUAAAGGAUGGCAGUAUCGUUGGUGUGUACUUGAUGAUAUUUCAGGGACACUAUCAUAUUAUACGUCUCGGGAAAAAAUGGUCCGUGGUGUACGCCGGGGCUGUGUACGUUUGAAAGGAGCCAUGAUUGGUAUUGACGAUGAAGACAAUCUUACAUUUACUGUAACUGUAGAUGGCAAAACAUUCCAUUUUCAAGCAAGGACUCGUGCUGACCGCGAGUUUUGGAUACGUGCUUUAGAAGAUACCAUACAAAAACAGUUGUAUGGAUAUAGAGUUAAUCAAAUACAGGUUACUAAUGAUGCAGUCGUGCCUACUCUGGAAAGUUUUGAUAAGAAAUUGGGAGAAGCAGAUGCUUAUUUACAGCUUCUUAUUGAACAAACCAAGAAUUUAGGAGUAAAAAUGAAUGCAUUAUGUGAAGAAGAUAAAGCACACUGUGAAUGUAUAAUUUCAGAAACAAAUAAACUAAUGGACCAAGUAAAGCAUUCAAUUGUAAUGUUACAAAUAGCUAAGAAUACUGCAUUCCCUGUUAAUGGAUCAUAUAGAACUACGUCUGUAUCCACAGAUUAUGAUUUUCCUAGUUUAGAAGGAGACACAGGUAGUAUAGAGUAUGGAGCAGAAUGUGAAGAAGUUCCUAGAAGAGACUCUCAGCCUAUGGAUAAUGAUAUUCCAGAUGUUUCGUAUUCUUCGUCUGAAGAUGAUUUUUAUGAUGCUUAUGAAGACGAAGAAGAAUGGUCAAAACCAAGAAAAAUAGAACCUAUACCUGCAAUGCGCCGAAAAUAUAAGAACCGAAUACCUAUUAGUGGAAUUGAUGCAGAUACUGAAAACAGUGGUAAUUUAACUCAAUCAGGAUCUUCAGAUUUAAAUCAAAUAUCGUUAGAUUCUACUGACCGGACCAUUUCAAGUAUGACAAAAAAAAAGGAUAGCCAUAGUAAAGACAAUGUAGUACCUACUUAUCCAGAUGGUUCUAUAAAUUAUGAUGCUAUUUAUGAAGAUCAAGAUGAAUCCGAUGUUACUAUGCAAGGUUCUGUUGUUACCCAUCUUAUAUCUCAGGUAAAAAUAGGUAUGGACUUAACAAAAGUUGCUUUACCAACAUUCAUAUUAGAAAGACGUUCAUUGCUUGAAAUGUAUGCUGAUUAUUUAGCUCAUCCCGAUUUAUUUCUUAAAGCAAAUGACUUAAAAACACCAGAAGAGCGAAUGGUUCAAAUAGUACGUUGGUAUUUAUCUUCAUAUCAUGCUGGUCGAAAUUCUGCUGUUGCAAAGAAACCUUAUAAUCCAAUCCUUGGUGAAAUAUUUCGUUGUCAUUGGGAUGUACCUGGAAUUGCAAUAGAGUCAGAAUCAUCAAAUAACAUCACAUCUCAAAAGAAUGCAGAAAAUGAUGUAUCCAUUGAAGAAGAUAACCCUUUACCUUGGACAGAUUCUGAUCAAUUAAUUUUCCUUGCUGAACAAGUUUCUCAUCAUCCUCCCAUUUCUGCAUUCUAUGCUGAACACAAGAAGAAAAAAGUAUCUUUUUGUGCUAGUGUUUGGACAAAGUCUAAGUUUCUUGGCUUAUCUGUUGCUGUACAUCAUGUGGGACAAGGUAUUGUAAGAUUAUUAAAACAUAAAGAAGAAUAUAUUUCUACAUUCCCAAGUGGUUAUGGCAGGUCAAUUCUUACUGUACCAUGGAUUGAGUUGGGUGGAACUGUAACUAUAAAAUGUCCACAAACAGGUUAUCAUUGUGAUAUAGAAUUUCAUACUAAACCAUUCUAUGGGGGAAAAAAGCAUCGAAUCACAGCUGAAGUUUUUGGACCUAAGACUAAAAAAUCUUUUCUUUCUAUUUCUGGUGAAUGGAAUGGUUCUAUGGAAGCUAAAUGGGCUGAUGGUAAAACUGAAAUGUUUGUUGAUACAAAAGCUAUCAAUGUUAUUAAAAAGAGGGUACGCAAAGUUGCGGAACAAGAUCCUAAUGAAUCUCGAUACAUUUGGAAAGAAGUUACACUAGGACUCAAAGUUGAUAAUGUAGAUCAAGCUAGUCAAGCAAAAGCUGAAAUCGAACAAAAACAAAGAAAUGAAGCUGAAAUUCGAAAAGAACGGAAUGAUGUUUGGACUCCACGGUGGUUUGUUCAAAAAGGAGAUAAUUGGGAGUACAAAUCUCCUCUUGAAAAACGAUUAGGUGUUUCAUUUGAAUCAUUGCCAUCAUGACAACCCUAAAUUAAAGUUUAAAAUAAAUGGAAAACUAAUUAUAAAAAUAUAAACUUAAAUGAUGUAUUACUAUCUAAGUAUUAAAGAUAUGUUUGUUAACAAUUUUAAAGAUAUUUUGGCGCUGUAUCUACAUCUAUAUUUUUGUUCUAAUAUAUUUUUAUUCAGCGACUUAAAAAUAAAACAGGUGAAUAGUCACAUUUUUGUUACAAUCAAAAUAAAAUGAUCGUAGUUCUUUAUGUAAA
This is a messenger RNA of Sipha flava (yellow sugarcane aphid), 2535 nucleotides long. RefSeq names its product oxysterol-binding protein-related protein 9. The coding region runs from base 86 to 2293 and encodes 735 amino acids. The record is from RefSeq and is a predicted model, not a curated record. NCBI's taxonomy places the organism in Eukaryota, Metazoa, Arthropoda, Insecta, Hemiptera, Aphididae. The transcript is spliced from 17 exons. Gene Ontology annotation, molecular function: sterol binding. Gene Ontology annotation, cellular component: membrane; intracellular membrane-bounded organelle; cytosol.